Engraulis encrasicolus (European anchovy) is the source of this 859-nucleotide messenger RNA. RefSeq lists its product as uncharacterized. The record is from RefSeq and is a predicted model, not a curated record. Lineage: Eukaryota; Metazoa; Chordata; Actinopteri; Clupeiformes; Engraulidae. The transcript has 3 exons. The annotation marks the transcript as partial.
AAAGGCAAGUCAGAGCCGACGUUCACCACCAACGCCACCGCCACCACACUCGAGCCAACGUUCGCCACCAACGCCACCGCCACCACGCUCUUGACCCUGCGUGAGGUCGGCGAUGACCCCAUCCGCUCUGGGGACGCCGGAUGGCCACCGCCAUUUUUCCAGGCCAUCCUGCUUGACAAAGACGAAGAAAAGGGGGAGGACAAGGAGGAGGACAAGGAAGAGGAAGAGGAGGGGGGCGAGUGCUCGGUGAACUUCAACACCAGCCCCAUGUGGGCGAGGCAGGUGAAGGCCUACAAGGACGAGCUGGCAUACCUAAAGGCCAUCCAGCACGGCAACCAGGCGGUGAUGGAGAACCUGGUGCAGUUCGUGGGCGCGGAGAUGGGCGACCAGCGCUACCAGGACGUGAUCGAGGAGAACAUCGCGGGCGUGCGGCAGGAGUACAGCAGCUGCAGCGGCGUGGUGGACAAGACAGAGGAGGAGCUGCAGAGCCAGCUGGAAGGACACAGCCGCGAGGCCAUGGACGGCAUGCAGAAAAUCAAAGAGGAGUCCCUGGCCUUUGCAGACAUGCUGCAUGCGGCGUCGGACAUCGCCGGGCGUCUGGAGAGCACCUCCAAGGCCCUGCACGCCUCCCUCAGCCAGCUCAAGCACAGCUCAGUCAGGAGGGGCCUCAGCCACCACUGAGACGCUACUCCUCUCCCUCUCUCCCUCUCUCCCUCUCUCUCCCCCCUCUCUCUCUGUCACUCUCGCGCGCUCUCUCUCUCUCCCCUCUUCUCUCUGUCUGUCUGUCUCUCUCUCUUUCUCUCUCUCUCUCUCUCUCUCUCUCUCUCUCUCUCUCUCUCUCUCUCUCUCUGUCUGUGUC